Molecule: messenger RNA, 1728 nt
Organism: Symbiodinium necroappetens
Lineage: Eukaryota; Dinophyceae; Suessiales; Symbiodiniaceae
Source: the annotation of a GenBank genome assembly
GAGGACUUCGACCGACGCAGGGCCGUGGAACUGAAGCAUGGACGUCUCUGCAUGGUUGCCACCAUCGGCAUGGUGUGGCCUGACAUUUUUGGCAAGUUCGAUGGCUACCUGUCCCCAUCCCAAAAUCUGAAGUUUGCCGAUGUGCCGUCGGGAAUCGCAGCCGUGACGAAGGUUCCUUUGGAGGGUUGGUUGCAGAUUCUCUUGGUGGCCGGCCUCAUCGAGACCCAGCUCCUGAAGGACCAGUCCUUCGGAGGCUUCGGCUAUGCAAAGUACGGUGCAGAGCCCGGCAACUUCGGCACUGGUUACUGGGGCAGGAAGAUCCAGGACCCUGCCGAGCGGAAGCUCAAGCUGACCACCGAGCUCAACAACGGCAGGCUUGCGAUGAUUGCCAUGUCCGGCAUGCUGAUCCAGAACGGCCUCACUGGUCAGUCCCCAAUUGAGCAGCUCACCGCUGGCCACAUCUCGCCCUUCAACGAUGGCCAGGGCUUCUUCGCCUUCGACCCUUCCGCGGAGCUUGGUGCUUGCCCUCCUCUGGGCUACUGGGAUCCCUUCGGCAUGAUGGCCUUUCAGGAUGAGGAGAAGUUCCGCCGCAACCGCGAGCUGGAGCUUAAGCACGGAAGGAUUUGCAUGGUCGCCACCAUUGGGAUGAUCGUGCCAGACCUGUUCGGCCGCUUCGGUGGCUACCUCUCACCCUCCAUGGAUCUCAAAUUCUCGGAUAUCCCCUGCACCAUUGAGGCUAUCUACAAAGUCCCCACCUUUGGCUGGUUGCAGAUCUUUGCUCUUGCAGGCGCAAUCGAGGCCAAGAACCAAGCCUUCCCGGAAAACUAUGGCUACCCUCCAUUCUGGGGCCGCAUCAACACCCUUGAACCCGAGGAGAAGCAGAAGAAGCUUCUGGCAGAGAUCAACAACGGCCGCCUGGCUAUGGUUGCCAUGGCCGCGAUCGUGGCGCAGAACGGGGCCACGGGCCAGUCUCUCGUCGAGCAGUUCACGACCGGGAACCUGAACCCCUUUGUCGGCGGCUACGCGCAGCGCGAGGGGGAUGCAAAAGACAAAGUUGCACUCAGGGCCGAGUUUGGCUCUGGUGCUGGCAAGUCCACGGCCAUCCCUUGGGACCCUAUCCCAGAAGGCCUCAGCAAUGACAUCUUCAACAACACCUAUGUGGGUGAUGUCGGCUUCGACCCUGCAGGUUUCGCCAAGAACCAGCGCCUGCUGCCUUGGUACCGCGAAGCAGAGCUUGCGCACGGACGUGUUUGCAUGCUGGCAGUGCUGGGCUAUACUGUGCAGACUUCUGGCGCCAAGUUCGAGCCUUUCAUCACCCGAUAUCCAACGGACUCUGCGGACCCUCUGAAGGCAGCGACACAGGUGCCGAUUGUCGGCUGGCUUCAGAUCAUCGUUGUGAUCGCACUGUCCGAGCUCUGGCGUUAUGAAAAUGUCAUCAGCAAGUACUCUCAGGGCGUCCAGCCCGGUGACCUGGGCUGGAACCCGACGGCGCCUGUGAGCAGCCCUCGGCCCAAGUGGUUUGGUCCCACCUUCACGGCUGCAUACCAGCCAGAGGAGUGGAACAACAUGAAGCUGCGUGAGAUCAAGCAUUGCCGUUUGGCGAUGGUGGGCUUCUUCUUCAUGGUGCUCCGGAAUGCAUCCACAGGCGAAGGGCCUUCGCUGCUCCCCAACUUGACGACGGCGGAGUUCCAGUCCUCCGUCGGUGACUUCAUUCCCAGGGACAUCUGA